ACUUCUCCUCCACCCCUUCCCUUGUUCAAACAUUCAAAGCUUAAGUCAUAGAAAUAACAUACACACACAUCCCUGUUUUUUUUCUGAUCGGGAUCCAAACCCUAGAUCAGUUUUUCCUACUUGUAUUCAUAGAGCAAAAAUGGGAAACAGCUUAAGGUGUUGUUUGGCUUGUGUUCUUCCAUGUGGAGCUCUAGACUUGAUCCGAAUAGUCCAUUUGAAUGGCUACGUGGAAGAGAUUACACGUCCAAUCACAGCCGGAGAGGUUCUCAAAGCAAACCCUAACCAUGUUCUAAGCAAACCAAGCUCUCAAGGUGUCGUUCGCCGGAUUUUGAUCCUCUCGCCGGAGACCGAGCUCAAGAGGGGCAGCAUAUACUUCCUAAUCCCGGAGUCUUCGUUGCCGGCGGAGAAGAAACGACACGGCCGAAAGGGAAUCAACGGUGGUGGUGAUGACAAUAACAGUAGUAUCAAGAAGAAAACAUCAACAAUGAAAAGCAACAAGGGUUGUGAUGAUGAUGGUUAUUCUUCACACCAAGGGUAUCUCAAAGUCACUAAAGAGAAGAAAUCAUCGAGCCGAGAUCGCCGGAAAGGCCGCAUCGGAAUAUGGAGGCCUCAUUUAGAGAGCAUAUCGGAAGACUAGUCGGUUUUUGUGUCGCCGGCACCGGUGACCGGAAUUCUGCAUGGUCGGAGAAAAAAAGAAAAAAAUGGUUCAAUUGUUGAAAUAUAGAAACAAAAGGCCUUUUUUUCCCCCUUGUUUUAUAAAUGUACGUGGGAAUUUGAUUUUGUGGAUAAAAAAGUUUACCUUGCUUUCCAAAUAUUGUCAUUCUGAGUUGAAUUUGAUUAAAUCUUUUAAUCUGUUUGGUUUAAACAAUAAGGUAAAGAAAAGAAAGAAAAGUUACCAAGAGUGAAGAUUUCAAGUUUGUACCAAGUAAUUUCCAACGUUAAGUUCUUGCAAACACUACUACCGGCCACCAUUUUCUUUCCGUUUGUUAUUUGUGUGUAUGAGAAUGGAGCAAAAUGAGUGUUUAAUUUUAUUUUGUACCCCACAAUCGGAACCCAAGCUUCUAUC
Cajanus cajan (pigeon pea) is the source of this 1066-nucleotide messenger RNA. RefSeq lists its product as uncharacterized. Lineage: Eukaryota; Viridiplantae; Streptophyta; Magnoliopsida; Fabales; Fabaceae. The record is from RefSeq and is a predicted model, not a curated record.